Molecule: messenger RNA, 1025 nt
Organism: Chlorocebus sabaeus (green monkey)
Lineage: Eukaryota; Metazoa; Chordata; Mammalia; Primates; Cercopithecidae
Source: RefSeq, a predicted model, not a curated record
ACGGGGUGCCCGAGGCUGAGAAGAACUCGGAGCCGGAGAACACCUAUAUUCUGCGGCCUGUUUUCCAGCAGAGGCGGGUAGAGGACGGGCUGUGGCGGGGCGACCUCGAGCGCGCUGGUCUGAGGGGCGGAGCUCGCCUGGGACCUGGGCCACGGAAGGAGCGCGGGGGACGCGCGGGGUCUGCGGGGCGGGGGGCGCGAGGCGAGAGGGCGGCCCGGCUCUGACGUCCGGACGGCCCGACGACCCUCCCGCCACAGAGCCGCAGGGGACCCCACCCGCGGCCACAGUGUUGGGGCGCCGGGCGCGUCUUAGGGUGGCGCCGCGGGAAUGGUUGGCCCUGGGAAACCCAGGAUGGCGUCCUGAGUAAGGAGAUGGGUGGAAUAGAGGCAGGAGGCCAUCGCGUGGGAUGCCUUUCAGCCGUGAUUCGAGGGUUACCGUGUGCGCACGGGUGCCAGGAUGGGCUCCCUCCCGGCGCGGGAGCUGCAUGUGAGCAAAGUCCUACCAGGCGGGAUCCGGAGGCCCUUAGACCACCGCACCGAGACCUUCCCGUGGUUAAGGCUCACGGGCCAGAGCAGAGGGCACUCAGCUGGGUUCAGGCCCUCUGUGGUGAAAGACUGUAUCCAUGCUGUGCUCAAGGAGGAACUGGCAAAUGCGGAAUAUUCUCCAGAAGAAAUGCCUCAGCUCACAAAACAUUUAUCAGAAAACAUUAAAGAUAAAUUAAAAGAAAUGGGAUUUGACCGAUACAAAAUGGUGGUGCAAGUAGUGAUUGGAGAACAAAGAGGUGAAGGAGUAUUAAAGGAUUUAACUCUUCUGCUGUGUGGGAAGAGUAUUGGCUGCUUACCUUCAGGUACUGAGCUGAAUUGAGGUUGGGUUAUAGUUUGAUCUUUUUUAAAAAUUUUAUUUUCUUGUGUCAGCUCAUCUGAGAGUUGCAGUUUUAAAAAGGCCCUAUCUUAAAUUCAUCAUUUUUUUUGUUUUUUUUUCUUUCUUGAUACAGAGUCUCAACUCUGUUGCUCAGGCUGGAGUGC